GCCGCGGCUUGCGCACUGCGUGCGGGCCAGUUUACAUCACCGGCCAGCGGUCAGCCGAAAAUCGCGACUCGGGCUUCCGGCUCGGGGGUAGGCUUUCCUCGAGGCUCAGCUCGCGCUCAGCGAAAAGUAUUGCGGAAAAGUACGGCGGGUCGCGGGGGGCAGAUCAUGGUCGACGUCGGUAUCUCCUCGAUGGUGAAUUUCGGCCUCAGUCUCGCGCUGACGAUACUCCUGGUGCCGCUGCUCGUUAUCGCGUAUUUAGUGGUGAAAUGGACGAGGAGAUGUUGGAUACGCUUUGUGAAGUGGCAGUAUCCGAAUUAUGUCGUGGUGGAGAGCAACAGUAUCCGCAGCAUAUUGGACCAAGGACGAAAUCACGGUAUCUGCACGCUCCUCGUGCAAGGCCGUUCGAUCGCGGACGGGGCGAGGAAUCACUUGGCGCAUUUCGCUUCCACCAAGAAACUCCUCAGGUCAAGUCUGUUCACGCGAUGGGGCGUGUACGUGUGGAAGGAGCUCGACUACUUCUCCGUCGACAGCCACCUCGUGAAGUCGCCAUGCUUGUUUCGCGGCCGCCCCAUCACCGAGAGCAACAUACAGGAUUACGUAAGCGACGUCACGUCCAAGUUCCUGCCGGCGAGGCUGCCACCUUGGCAGGUGCACGUAGUGAAUUGUCUCAUGCGCGGGGAGGAACGUCAGGUAUGCGUGGUGCGAGUGCAUCACUUGCUACUGCGACAGGAGCACCUGACCUUGGCGGAUUUCUUGCCGUUGAAAUACUCGACGGACAAUUGGACAUGCCAAGAGAGCGAUUCGCCCUUCACGAACUUGUAUACCGCGCCCUCCGCUUUACCGCGUCUCAGGCAGAUGUUGAUUGAGAGCUUCAGCAAUUACUGGAACGACUUUCUGUACAAUAACGAUCCCACCGAGCGGCCGGAGAUCCUUAAGAAGCGAAUAGGGUUAUUCCAGUGCAGCAAGAUCGCGGUGAUAGUACUGGUCUGCACCAUGAAGGAGCUGGCCAGACAAUGCCGAAAGUCAGAGGGGCUGAAGCUCCUGGAAGUCCUGUCGAUUGUGCGGCGCGAGUCGGGCAAGCGGAACUUCCAUCCCCGGAUGGUGCUGGACUCCGCCGCGAAAACCUUCAACCCGGUCGACAUAUUUUACAUGUUCGUCGCGUGGUCCUGGUACAUCACGAUCACGUCGUUGCUGAAGACGCCCGUGCUGCUGCUGCGUGAACUGCGAGCUCUGAAUUCGCAACGCAAGCACUGCUACCCGGAGACCUUGACCUACACCUUAUGGUGCUACCUGCCUCUGACGUUCCAAGCGAUCCGGGAGGCGGUGUCCAUCAGUUGGAUAGCCGUGACGGCGCCCAAGGUUGUCCUCGAGGAGCUAUUUCUGAAGCACCCGCAGUCGAACCGGCUGCAGACCAUCUCGCCCUGCGGCAGGAAGGUGGUGGCCUGGUCAGAGGAAGUCGACGUCGAGUUUGUACGCAAGAUCGCCAACGUGGCCGGCGUGACCGAGGCGGAGAUCCUGUUGACGGCCACCGUGGACGCCCUGAGGGAGUACUUCAGGCACUCGACCACCAGCAUACCGAACGACGUGUUCGCGACAGUGAAGUUCGUCAGUCAGCGAGAGAUCUUCCUGCGGAACCACGAGGCUCGAGGUAUCCUGUGCCUCGCGUUACCCACCCGGACGCCAUUGUUCAACGACGAUCUCAUCGAGAUACUGCAGAUUAUCCAACGGAACGUCCAGGACGCCAGGUCCAGGCAAAGCGCGAUCUACGCCAUCACAGCGGCGGAGACGUCCCACGGACUGAUCUCCUCCUGUGUGCCCUCCAUCCUCUUAAAGCUGCUGCUAAACCAACUCUCCAGAAAAUAUUCUCUUUGCUUGACGCACGUAGACGGGGAUUUGCCCGUCGAGGGAGUAGAUACUGCGGUCUAUUGGCGACCACCGCAGGGAAAUUGCAAUAUGUCUAUGACUCUGCACAAGCAUGGGAACGCAGUGCGCCUCGGCAUAAUGGGAGACGCGCUAAUCAACCCUCAGCACUUCAUUAUCGCGCAAACGUUCCCGAAGAGCAUGCAGAAUCUUGCUACCAUCCUGGGUGUUCCGCGGGCGCCCAGCCGAAGUCCGAGUCCUAGUCCUCUCAGUCCGACGACAUCGCCAGGAUAUUGAAACGACUCGUUACUCGACGUGGAAGAGAAGAGCUUAGAGUCACUUUCGACUAGACUCGAAAUUCUCCUCAAUGAGCUUCUUUUCGUCGAGUAUCAGCAGAUUAAUAAUCGAUUAAUCGAGCGAGCUCUUGGUUGAUAUUUAAAGUCAAUGUAUUUAUCGAGAAGGAAAAAAAUGCGUGUGUGUGCGUGUGUGUGGGUAUGGGAAGGUGUGAGAUAGUGUGCGUGUGGCUGUUGAGGCUCGACGAGCACAGCGACAGACUACUUCUUAUUUCUUUAAAUAACAAUUUCAUAUUCAAGUACGCGUACAACUUCCCCUCCUACUACUAUCCUCGGACGAGUACCUGAACUAAAUAUUGGAAUUUCAAAUGAGAUGUUGACGUCGCGAAUGGGACGGGAUGAACGCUACGCAUCUUUCUGUUGUCGUAAUGACAGAGUUUUAACGUGUUUUAAGUAUCACAUUGCUGUAGUAUAACGUGCGAUACAUCUUGGGAAUUGUUUGUUAAAAUAAGGACUAUGUUUACAUAGUCGCUCUCUGUCUCACCUUACUGGCUACGUUGUAUGCGGUAACGUUAAUGUGGUUUAUUUAGAAAAUAGAGAGGAACCUUAUGAAAAGACUACUCUUCUAGAAGAAGAAGUGUGCUACUCAAGUGAUGCUGAAUCGCAAGAAUUGGAAAACAUAUGCGAAAAGGAGUUAAGUUUCCUUAGCAUUACUGCCAAUAAAAACAGCGAACGAACGAAAGAGAGAUAGAGAGAGAGAGAAAAACACGUUUGAUAUUUUUGUAUUUUGUUUAUGGAGGACGAUUCAAUCAUGGAGGACGUGGAAUCUCUUUAUUCUUGUUUUAAUAACCUUUUCGCUAUUACCCACCGCUAUAGUAGCUUCCGCUAAACGUUUUUUUUUUAUUUAUAACAAAACGCUAUUAUAGUGGCUUUUAUAUAUAAUUUAUAUUGAACACACAUAAACAGCUUAUCGUUCCUAAGCAACGAUAGGCUCACUUAUUUGGAUAUAAAUAGAAAAAUGUCAGUAAUUUAUUAACUAUUAUUUUAUACUAAUGUAGAUACAGUAAAUAUAGUGUGAAGUAAUAAAUGCCGAUUGCGCUGUUAUUUAUUAUAUGCAACGGCAAAGCUGUACGCCAAAGUAUACAGCUGUGGAACUUUACGUCUAGUUCAGCUAUAGCGAAAGGGUUAAUAUUGUGUGUAGUGAAAGCGGUACUUCUUGCUAAGUGUACAGUAAUAUACACGCGUUAUUAUGAUGGAGUUUUAGUUAAUAUUGGCGACUCAAGGCAGUAUGCAAUGUUAUGUGAAUAACGACUCUUUUACUCUUCAGUUAUUUACUGUUGUUGGAUAGAAAUAUAUCAUUCAUAGAGUUUCUGUAGUGUCGGUUAAAUUACCUAAUUAAUAUUUUCUUAGGAUACACAUUGGAACAUAAGAUUCAGUUACCUGACGAAUGAGAUGCAGCUUUUAAGAAACACGGAUAAUGUAACGUACGAAUACGAAUAACAAGUCGGUGUAUAUCGAUGUUGAGUGUUUACAUUUACGAACUGUUAACAAGCAUAUCUGUCUAUAUAUAGCUGAGGACAGUUUCGUCAUUGUAUUAUACAAGGGACAAUAGGAACCAAACAAGUAUAGUAGCAAAGAGACAAGACAGAUAUAGAUGUGCCUUGGUGUUUUCUGUUUGAAUGAUUUUAUCGUUGAUAAUAAAAGUAAUCUAUUUGCUUCUUCAAAGCAAAAACAGACGGAAUAAAUACGUUGGUACGUCGAGUACUUGCAUUCUGAUAUGCAAAUGUAUAUUUUUGUUAUGAACAUGUAUAGUAAAAAAAAAAUAUAGUGCAAGAUCAAAA
This is a messenger RNA of Dinoponera quadriceps, 3994 nucleotides long. RefSeq lists its product as uncharacterized. Gene Ontology annotation, molecular function: long-chain-alcohol O-fatty-acyltransferase activity; diacylglycerol O-acyltransferase activity. Gene Ontology annotation, biological process: triglyceride biosynthetic process. NCBI's taxonomy places the organism in Eukaryota, Metazoa, Arthropoda, Insecta, Hymenoptera, Formicidae. The transcript has 7 exons. The record is from RefSeq and is a predicted model, not a curated record. Gene Ontology annotation, cellular component: plasma membrane. Bases 166 to 2157 code for a protein of 663 amino acids.